AACAAACAAAAAAGGGAAAAUAAAAAUCGUAAGUCGUGGCCACUGGUUCAGUCGGAAUUAUGGAAGGGAUGGCUUUGCCACUGUUUCAACUCCCACUUGCUGUUGCAUCAUCCUCUUCUCGUAUUCCAACGGUACCCAUCUUAUAUUUCCACCACCAGCUGCACCGCGAUGCCCUUCCACUCCAUUAUUUGUGCGGCCGUCGUCCGAGGAGGAGUGGAGUUGUUGUACUUGUCAGUAAGGAAGAGACAACAUCUACCCAAGAGGACGAGCAGCAAGAUGACUUUGAGGAACCACCAGAACCUUUAGACCUCGAAUACGUUCGCCAAAUAAAAAAUGUGUUGGAGCUUCUCAAGAAAAAUAGAGACAUGCUUUUCAGUGAGGUUAAGUUGACCGUAAUGAUUGAGGACCCAAGAGAAGUUGAGCGCAGGAGAUUACUCGGGAUCGAGGAUCCUGAUGCCCCAACUAGGGAUGACUUAGUUACUGCUUUGGAAGAAGUGAAUGAAGGAAAAGUACCAAAAGAUCGUGUUGCUCUUAAGUUGUUAGCCGAGGAAAUGGCUCAAUGGCCUAACUUAGAGGUUGAAGCAUCAAAGACAAAGCCUAGGAAAUCCUUGUAUGCAAAAGCCACUGACACUGGUAUCGAUCCUAAGGAGGCUGCUAAAAGACUGAACCUUGAUUGGGAUUCAGCUGCUGAGAUAGAAGAUAGUGAUGCCAAAGAUGAGACCGAAGUGCCUCCAGCUGUGGGUUAUGGAGCACUUUACCUGGUCACCGCAUUUCCAGUCAUCAUUGGUAUCUCAGUGGUCUUGAUUUUGUUUUUUAAUUCUCUCCAGUAGAUAUUGUAUUGCCAUUUUGUAUAGUCUAUGAUUCUUGCUAGAGGUCCUUGCACGAGCACGGACAUCAGAAUCAUUAGAUUAAAUGUAUAUUUCUGGUAAUCAUGUCAUUGCUGUAAUAAUAUGUUUUGUUUUCCCUCUUCA
Messenger RNA from Juglans microcarpa x Juglans regia, 971 nucleotides. Its product is annotated as ycf3-interacting protein 1, chloroplastic. The record is from RefSeq and is a predicted model, not a curated record. Gene Ontology annotation, biological process: photosystem I assembly; response to photooxidative stress. Bases 60 to 830 code for a protein of 256 amino acids. The transcript has 6 exons. Gene Ontology annotation, cellular component: chloroplast thylakoid membrane. Lineage: Eukaryota; Viridiplantae; Streptophyta; Magnoliopsida; Fagales; Juglandaceae.